Messenger RNA from Mangifera indica (mango), 1023 nucleotides. RefSeq names its product protein SRC2-like. Gene Ontology annotation, biological process: defense response. The transcript has a single exon. The record is from RefSeq and is a predicted model, not a curated record. Lineage: Eukaryota; Viridiplantae; Streptophyta; Magnoliopsida; Sapindales; Anacardiaceae. Bases 126 to 866 code for a protein of 246 amino acids.
UAGUAUAAGUCUAUGGCGUGUAUCAUGAUGCAUAGACCAUUUCUGAAACUCUGAAUUUAUCUUCUUUUCUCUUCAUUUUUCUCCUAUUUUCCAGGAACCCUCAAGGCUGAACCCAGGCAGAUACAAUGGAAUGGAGCACCCUGGAAGUCAAAGUAAUUUCCUGCAAUGAUCUCAAAGCCUUUAACUUCUUCCAGAAGCUAUCUGUGUAUGCAGUAGUCUCCAUCGUUGAUGGCGAAUUGAAGAAGAAGAAGCAGCAGCAGAAGUGUCUGCAGCGACAAAAGACUCCAAUAGACAGAGAGGGAGGUUCAAAUCCUGAAUGGAAUCACCUGUUGCAGAUCAAUCUGAAAGCUCUUAGUGAUGAUUUCUGCCAUCUUUUUGUCAGCUUUGAUUUGCAUUGUGAAGGUGUUGUUUAUGGCAACAAAUCUAUUGGGAAAGUUCGAGUUCCUUUGCCUGAUUUGAUCGAUGAAUUCAAUGGAGCUGUGAGGUUUGUCAGGUAUCAAAUUCGCAGCAACGAUGGAAAGCCCAAUGGGGUUCUGAAUUUUUCUUACAAAGUUAACGGGAACAAGAUCAUUGAGAAGGGUUCUCCUGAAGUAAUAUUACCACCAGAAGUUGAUCAUUCUUCACUGGAAGACGUCCAAAAGUCAGAUAAAAUUAGUUAUCCUUCUCUGGAUUAUGUUCAGGUUCAAUCUCCUUUGCCAAAGCAUGAGUAUAGAUCAACAGCACCACCAGUAUUAUCACCACAAGAAGUUAGGAUGUCAAAUGGGUCAUUUUAUUAUCCAUACAUACAAGCUCGAGGGCCAUGCUACACGUUUGAGUCAAGUUAUGGUUAUUCUAUGUAUGGUGGAUUUACAAACAGUAGCAGGUGAACUUUAGACCAUAAUCUGAUGGUUAAUUCGAGAGUAACAUUUUCGCUGAAUGUAUUAGUGAUUGAGUUGUGUAGUUUGCAGUGCCAUGAAAAUGUAUGAUUAGCAUUAUAGCUUAUAAAACUGUGUUUAAUGGAUAGAAUGCAUUCAUUUUUUUCAA